AUGCCUUCGCCAGAGUCGCCCCAGAAAAUCCGCAUCUCGAUUGACCGCGGCGGCACCUUCACCGACUGCGUCGCUUCUGUGCCGGGCAAGGAGGAUAUCGUCAUCAAGCUGCUCUCGGUCGACCCGGAGAACUACAAGGAUGCCCCGUCCGAGGCCAUCAGGAGGGUGCUCGAGAUGGCCACGGGGAAGAGCUUCCCCAAAGGCCAGAAGAUCUCGCUGGCCGACGUCGAAUCCAUAAAGAUGGGCACCACCGUGGCCACCAACGCGCUGCUGGAGAGAAACGGCGAACCCACCGUCUUCUGCGUGUCCGAGGGCCUGAAGGACCUGCUGCACAUUGGCAACCAGGCGCGGCCGCGUCUUUUCGACCUGGCAAUCAACCGGCCCGGCGUCCUCUACUCGGACGUCAUCGAGGUCUCGGAAAGGGUCACCCUGGAGGACUGGACCGAGCGCAGCGACAGCGCCCAAGUCGACCCUACAGGGCUCGUCCGAGGCGUCACCGGCGAGUGGGUGCGGGUGUUGAAGCCGCUCGAUGUGGCAAAGGUCACGAGAGAGCUGCGUGCGGCGUAUGCGCAGGGCUACCGCUCGGUGGCUGUCUGCCUCAUGCACUCGUACACGUUCCCCGACCACGAGAGGGUCAUUGGCGAGGUCGCAGAGGAGAUUGGCUUUGACCAAAUCUCCCUCUCGUGCGUGGCUGCGCCCUCGAUCAAGAUCGUGCCGCGGGGGCACGCGGCUGUGGCCGACGCGUAUCUGACGCCGCAGAUCAAAAAGUACAUCGACGGCUUCGUAUCGGGGUUCGAGGACCUGGACGGCAGCGAUUGCCGGUGCGAGUUCAUGCAGAGCGACGGCGGACUGGUCGAGUUCAAGAGGCUGUCGGGGCUGCGGGCGGUGCUGUCUGGCCCGGCAGGCGGCGUCGUGGGCUACGCGCGGACCUGCUACGACGACACGGACAAGACGCCGCUGAUCGGCUUCGACAUGGGAGGCACGAGCACCGACGUGUCCAGAUUCGCUGGCGAGCUGGAGCACGUGUUUGAGACGACGACGGCCGGCGUCGUCAUCUCCACCCCCCAGUUGGACAUCAACACGGUGGCCGCUGGAGGCGGGAGCAUCCUGUCCUGGAGGAACGGCCUCUUCAACGUCGGGCCCGAGAGCGCAAGCAGCCAUCCCGGCCCGGCCUGCUACAGAAAGGGAGGGCCGUUGACCAUCACUGAUGCCAAUCUGGUCCUCGGGAGGAUCAACGCCGAUUCCUUCCCGCACAUCUUCGGACCCAAUGCGGACGAGCCGUUGGACAUUUCGGCGAGCCGAAAGCUCUUCGGCGAGAUGACGUCGGUCAUCAACGGCGAGACGGGGGGACAACUCACGAUGGAGGAGGUGGCGGCAGGCUUCCUGAGCGUGGCCAACGAGUCCAUGUGCAGGCCGAUCCGGAUAUUGACAGAGGCCAAGGGCCACGACAGCAGCCUCCACAACCUGGCGUCGUUUGGCGGCGCGGGCGGGCAGCACGCGUGCGAACUGGCCGCCAUCCUCGGGAUACGCCGGGUGCUCAUCCACAAGUACUCGUCCAUCCUCUCCGCCUACGGCAUGGCGCUUGCCGACGUCGUGCACGAGGAGCGCCAGCCGGCGGCGCUGCAGUACUGCGACUCGUCGCUCCCCAUCAUCUCCGAGGCCCUGGACAAGCUGUCGACCAAGGCCGAGGACGUGCUCAUCGGCCAGAGCAUCUCGCCCGCGCGCAUGGCGACGGAGAAGUACCUCAGCCUCCGGUUCCACGGCAGCGACACGGCCAUCAUGGUGCCGCAAAAGGAGGGCAGCGACGUGCUGCAGGCGUUCAAGGACGCCCAUCUGCACGAGUUUGGCUUCGUCCCCGAGGGCCGCGCAGUCAUCGUCGACGAGUUCAGGGUGCGGUCGGUUGGCAAGAGCCCCAUCGAGUCGUCGACAGGCGCCGCACGCGCAGAGGCGCCUGCCCCGGCCGGGAAGACGGCAGGCCAGACGGCGACGGGCCAGACGCCCGUGUACUUUGAGGGCCGCGGCUGGGUCGACGCCCCCGUCUACCGACUGAACGGCCUCGACCGGGGCAGCACCAUCCAGGGCCCGGCGCUCAUCCUGGACAACACGCAGACCAUCGUGGUGACGCCCAACGCGGCGGCCACGGUGCAGGCGGACAAGAUCGUCAUCGACCUGACGGCGGGCGAGAAGGCGUCCAUCUCGAGCACCAAGGCGGACCCGGUGCAACUGUCCAUCUUCGCGCACCGCUUCAUGGGCGUGGCCGAGCAGAUGGGCAGGGCGCUGCAGCGCACCAGCGUCAGCACCAACAUCAAGGAGCGGCUCGACUUCAGCUGCACCGUCUUCUCGCCCGACGGCGGGCUGGUGGCCAACGCCCCCCACGUGCCCGCCAUGAUCGGCAGCAUGGCCUAUGCCGUCAAGUGGCAGAUUGACCACUGGAAGGGCGACCUUGCCCCCGGCGACGUCAUCCUGUCCAACUCGCCCGUGGCCGGCGGCACCCAUCUGCCCGACCUCACCGUCAUCACCCCCGUCUUCGACACCGCCGGCCGCAACAUCAUCUUCUGGACCGCCUCCCGCGGCCACCACGCCGACGUGGGCGGCGUCCUCCCCGGCUCCAUGCCGCCCAACUCGCGCGAGCUGUGGGAGGAGGGCGCCGUCAUCGAGUCCUUCAAGGUCGUGCAGGGCGACCGCUUCAACGAAGACGAACUGACGCGGCUGCUGCUGGCGCCGGGCAAGAUCCCAGGCUGCAGCGGGACGCGCUGCCUCAAGGACAACAUCUCCGACAUCAAGGCCCAGGUGGCGGCGAACCACCGCGGCACCCAGCUCAUCCGCGCCCUGUACGACGACUACGGCAAGGACGUCGUCACCUUCUACAUGGGCGAGGUCCAGGCCGCCGCCGAGCUCGCCGUCCGCGACCUCCUGAAAGCCGUGCACAAGAAGCACGCCGGCCGCAGCCUGGAAGCCACCGACUACAUGGACGACGGCACCCCCAUCAGCCUCAAAGUCACCAUCGACGGCGCCACCGGCGACGCCACCUUUGACUUCACCGGCACCGGGCCCGAGGCCUACGGCAACUGGAACGCCCCCAUCGCCAUCACGCACUCGGCCAUCAUCUUCGCGCUCCGCAGCUUCAUCACGCACGACAUCCCCCUCAACCAGGGCUGCAUCCGGCCGAUCCGGGUGCACGUGCCAGACGACUGCCUGCUCAAGCCCAGCGGCGAGGCGGCGUGCUGCGCCGGCAACGUGCUCACGUCGCAGCGCAUCGUGGACGUCAUCUUCCGGGCCUUCGGCGCGAGCGCCGCGUCGCAGGGCUGCAUGAACAACCUCACCUUCGGCAUCGACGACGCCACCGGCGAGACCCCCAGCGGCCGCGGCUUCGGCUACUACGAGACCAUCUGCGGCGGCAGCGGCGCCGGGCCCUGGGGCGACGGCACCGCCGGCGUGCACACAAACAUGACCAACACGCGCAUCACGGACCCGGAGGUGCUGGAGCGCCGCUACCCCGUCGUGCUGCGCCGCUUCUGCCUGCGGCCCGGCAGCGGCGGCGACGGCGCGUUCCGCGGCGGCGACGGCGUCGUGCGCGACGUCGAGUUCUCGGUGCCGAUGAAGGUGUCGAUCCUGAGCGAGCGCCGCGUCGUCGCCCCGUACGGCCUGCACGGCGGCCGCGACGGCGAGAGGGGGCGGAACUUGUGGAUCCGGGCCGGCGGGCGCGUGCUCAACCUCGGCGGGAAGAACACGGCGAGCGUGGGGAAGGGGGACAGGAUCGUCAUUCAGACCCCCGGUGGGGGUGGAUGGGGUGAUCCGAAGGCGAGGGGGGCGUCGACUGCGGGUGCUGCUGGAUGCGGCCGGGGGUUCGUGGCUGUCGGGAAUGGCAGUGUGGAUGUUAUUUCGAGCAUGGGGCAGUCGGCGUAG
Molecule: messenger RNA, 3906 nt
Organism: Diplodia corticola
Lineage: Eukaryota; Fungi; Ascomycota; Dothideomycetes; Botryosphaeriales; Botryosphaeriaceae
Product: 5-oxoprolinase (atp-hydrolyzing)
Exons: 8
Coding region: 1-3906 (1301 amino acids)
Biological process (GO): glutathione metabolic process
Cellular component (GO): cytosol
Molecular function (GO): 5-oxoprolinase (ATP-hydrolyzing) activity
Source: RefSeq, a predicted model, not a curated record